Molecule: messenger RNA, 4365 nt
Organism: Sphaerulina musiva SO2202
Lineage: Eukaryota; Fungi; Ascomycota; Dothideomycetes; Mycosphaerellales; Mycosphaerellaceae
Product: Hydantoinase_A-domain-containing protein
Exons: 4
Coding region: 1-4206 (1401 amino acids)
Biological process (GO): glutathione metabolic process
Cellular component (GO): cytosol
Molecular function (GO): 5-oxoprolinase (ATP-hydrolyzing) activity
Source: RefSeq, a predicted model, not a curated record
AUGACUUCAAAAACAGACUCGUAUCGCCUCGGUGUCGAUGUGGGCGGCACUUUCACCGAUGCAUGCGCCUUCUCGCCCAAUGGGACCGUCUUUCGAGCCAAAGUCCCUUCCACACCACACGAUCAAUCCAUCGGCGUCAAGAACAGCAUCGACAAGGUCCGAUCCGUGAUUCAAGCCGCAGAGAAAGACUUUACUGGCAAGUUUGGUGCGCUCCACCAUGGAUCAACUGUUGCGACAAACGCUCUCUUGGAGGGCAAAGGGGUGCCUGCGGCACUGAUCGUCACCCAAGGCCACAAGGAUGUUCUCGUGGCACGACGGUCACAGAUCCCAGGAGGACUCGCUGCGUGGAUUAAUUGGGAGCCUCCUGCGCCUCUCAUCCCACUGGAGAGAACGCUACAAGUGUCGGAGAGAACCAGUGUAGAUGGCAGCGAAAUUAGACCGGUAGAUAAGGAGGCCCUACGGAAGGAAUUGCUCACUGUCAAAGGCAAAGUCCAAGCAGUCACGAUUAGCUUGCUAAAUUCAUGGGUCUCGGGGGCUCACGAGCUAGAGGUGGCAGAGGUUGUCAAGGAAGUACUCGGUGACGACGUCGAGCUAUCACUAUCCCACGAAGUGCUUCCCGAGCUUGGCGAAUAUGAGCGCACUGUAACAGCAGCCGCCAAUUCCGUGGUCAAGCCCGAGGUCAAGAGGUAUAUGAACGGUCUCUCACAAAAACUGACGGCCGACACGCCCACAGUGCGCAUUCUCAAGUCUGACGGACGUCUCACCAACCUCGAACUCGCAGGCAAUCUGCCCGUGAACAUUCUCAUGAGCGGUCCCGCGGGAGGAGUACGAGGCAUCACGAGCAUCAUCGCUGAUGCUACGCCGCACAAAAAUCUCAUCACGCUGGACAUGGGAGGCACCAGCACGGAUGUGGCGCUCAUUGCAAAUGCCCAACCCUCGCUGCGGAGAGAGACAAUGGUGGGCGAUCUUGCGGUCCGAUCGCCAUCGGUCGAUGUCCGCACUAUUGGUGCCGGGGGUGGUAGUCUGGCUUUCUACUCCAAGCUGACGAAUACACUGCGCGUGGGUCCCGAGUCCAGUGGUGCGAUGCCUGGACCAGCUUGUUAUGGCAGAGGCGGCACACAGGCGACUGUCACAGAUGCUCAUCUUGUCCUGGGCUACCUGCCUGACACUCUGCUGGGUGGACAGUUCAAACUGGAUGUUGCAGCUGCUCGUGCUGCGGUAGGGACAUUGGCGGAUGAGAUGGGCAAAAGUAUCUUUGAGACUGCUGAAGCCAUUGUGGAUCUUGCGAACGAGGCCAUUUAUGGAGCGCUGCGACUUGUCUCUGUGGAACGUGGUUACAACCCUGCGGACUUUGCCCUUGUGGCCAUUGGUGGCGCUGGUCCUAUGUGCGCAAACGCUGUGGGAAAGCUUCUAGGAGCAUGGCCAGUGAUCAUUCCCGCAGCUCCAGGCAUCCUAUGCGCUCAAGGCGACGCAACUACGAAGAUGAGCCACGAACUGUCGGCCUCCUUCAUCCACGUCCUGACCACGAUCACGAUGGAUAAGAUACGAGAAGAGUACAAGUCCCUGCGUGAUCGGUGCGAGAGCACUAUGAAAGAGGCACUCGACGAAGAUGACCCUCCACUGGCAGUUGCGUACAGUGCUGCGCUCCGUUACAAAGGACAGGCGCUCGAACUUGGCAUUGAGCUGUCUGAGGAGGAUCUGGCACAACCCAUGGAAAUCUUUGAGCAAAUCGCAAAGACCAAGUUCGACGCCAUUCAUCAACAGCAGUUCAGUUAUACACUGGAGAACUUCGCACUGGAAUUGACCCGCCUCACCGUAUCCGCCGUUGAUGCCUGUCCUGACCUCGAAAUCCCGCUUGUGCCCACGGCCGACAGCGAGACUCCGCCAGAAUCUGCCAUUCUCGAGCACAAGAGCAUAGUCGUUGGCGGCAACGAGCACCAAGCCACGUUCUGGGACCGGGCAGCUAUCACCAAAAAAGGCCACAAAGUGCAGGGGCCAGCAGUCAUUGUCGAGAUGGACAGCAACACUCUCGUCGCUCCCGGAUUCGAGGCUACCGUCGAUGCCGUGGGGAAUCUGUGCAUCUCUCCCAUGCCCGGGAACACACUACUCCCAUCAUUCAAAUCCAAGUUUGAGAGCACCGUGUCCGACAAAACACCCGAGCAAAGAGUGGCAGAAGCCAAGAAGACUGUCGAGGAUAUUCCCGUCAUCCCUACUCUGAUCUCCUCAUCCCUGGCUUCCAUUCGCGCGGAGAUGGAUACGUUGAUGCUGCGAUGUUCCAUGUCGCCUGCGAUUCGUGAGCAGCAAGAUGAGUUUAAUGUCAUCACCAACGCAGAGGGCAAGAUGCUCGUGGGCCAGUUUGGAAGUUUUAUCGGGCAGUUUAUGAAAAUCUGGACGCACAAGAUGAACAAGAAGGAAGUGGACGAGAUCGAGGAAGGAGAUGUGUUCAUCACCAACGAUGUAUACGAGGUCGAAGGCGCUGUUUCGCAUCUGAACGAUGUGAUUGUGCUUCUUCCCAUCUACUACGAACACCAGCUCGUGGGAUGGGCUGCCAAUUUUGGCCACAUGACGGAUGUGCAAGGUCAAGUUCCUGGCUCCAUGAGUAUCAACGCCCAGACCAUCUUCGACGAUGGCUUGCAGAUCCCGACAAUGAAACUGUUUGAGCGAGGCAAGAUGAAUAAGUCCAUCGUGGAGCUCAUGUGCAGAAACAGUCGACAGCCAGAGUGGCUGCGUUCGGAUCUUUUGGCUUUGAUUUCUGCUUGCAGGACUGCAGCGACACGAGUCUGUGAGCUCUGUACCCGAUUCGGGCCGGAAGUGUAUGCUGCAGCGACGGAUGUCUUGCUGCAGAGGACCAGGACUGCCGUGUCGCAGAUCAUUGAGGAGCAUAUGACUGACGAGCUAUCGACGUUUACUGACUUUGUCGACGACGAUGGUCAUGGCAAAGGUCCGUUUGCGCUCAAAUGCACCCUCAGCAAGCCUGCAAAGAAUAGACUCAAGUUCGACUGGCAUGGAACGAGUCCGCAGGCGAGUAGUAGUAUCAAUUACUACCUCAGCGAGACGAUGUUCAAAAUGUUCGUAGGUUACUACCUCCUCGCCGUCUACUCGCCCUUUACGAUCCCCAACGACGGAUUCCACGACUUGGUCGAUGUGGAAAUUCCCCUGGGUUCACUCCUCAAACCAGUACGACCCGCAGCUCUGUCAUGCAGGACGCAUUUCCUCGGUCGAACCAUGGACAUCAUGCAAGCGCUCUUCGGCCAAAAGAACGCCGCCUUCAUGACCGCCGCCGGCUUCAGCGAUUCCCCUCACUUCUUCUACUCGGGCUUCAAGCCCACAGGCGAAUGGUACCAACUCUACCAAAUCGCCUUUGGCGGCGUCCCCGCACGCCCCAAAGGCGACGGACCCGACUGCCACUGUCUCUUCCCCGCCAUCAAAAGCGUCCCCACGGAAUCCAUCGAACUCAAUUUCCCCGUCCGCCUCGAAGUCAACGAAGCCGUCGCCGACUCCGGCGGAGCAGGUUUCCACCGUGGAGGAAACGCUCAACUCACCAAAUAUCACUUCCUCUCCGCCGGAGAAUUCAGCCUGCAUGAUGAUCGUUGGUUCACUUCCCCCUGGGGCGUCCGAGGCGGUAAACCAGGAAGUCGUAGCCGAAAAGCUCUGCAUCGCAUCAACCACAAUAACAAAAACAACAAAAACAACGGCGGCUAUGAUCCCCCGAUCCUUCUCCCAUCCAAAUGCGACCACGUCAAAGUCCAACCCGGCGAUAUCCUCGAAUGGCAAACUUGGGGCGGAGGAGGUCUGGGAGAUCCAUGGACGCGACCCGCAGAAACUGUGGCAUUGGAAGUCCGACGUAAAUUAGUUUCUGUGCAAGGCGCCAAGGAGAAUUAUGCUGUGUGCAUUCAUCCUAUUACUUUGGAAUUGGAUGUUGCUCAGACGGAAAUUUUGCGCGCGGAUAUGGAGACUUCUUGUUCUUCUUCUUCUGCGAAUGAUGCGAAUGAUGCGAAUGAUACUGCGGAUGCGUCUUCUGCCCGUCUGUAUAAUCGCGGAGGCACUCUAGCGGAAAUUGCGGCAAAAUGUCUCGAGGAAACGGGCUUUGAAGCUCCGGUUCCGCAGUGGGAAGAAGAGGUGUAUGGACCUCAUGUGGCUUUGCCGUAUGUGAGGGAGUGGUAUCGGAGGGGGAAGGAGGUGGGGUAUGAGAUGUGGGGGGUUUGAUACAUAAUUCUGUAUUUGAGAAAUUUUUAAAAUUUUGGGGAAGAGAUGGGAUGGAUGAUAUGGAUAUGUAUCUUACUGGUGUUUGUUAGGCUGUUGGCUAUUUCGUUACGACUUUGCUGUGGUGGUUGGUGGUUUGAUGGUGGUGGUGGUGGUGGUGGU